UGUGUGUGUGUGUGUGUGUGUGUGUGUGGUACGGCCUUGGGGACUCGCACUACACUUAUGACUCAGUAUUUCUAAAAUCAUGACCUAGUGUGUCAAAGGGUCUAACAGUAUUAGGUUGUAAACAGCCUUACAUGUAACAUGGUUGACUCAAAAGACAAUGUUUGCAAUCACUUUAUAUAUUCCCGAUUCCUCUACUCUUAAAUGAUCAAAUCAAGGGAUAAUUGCCCCCAAAAAACAUUUGCAUGGAGUUUAACAAGAUUUUGCACAUGUUUAGAAGUUGCUCAAGUAGGACCAACUCACCACCAUGUAAAGAUGCUGGUAUUUUCUCUACCUGUCUAACAUUCAUCAAUAGAUAAGAGAGGAGUGUUGACAAAACACAGUGAGAUCUUCAGUCCCCUCUGUGUUUAAACUGCUGCAGGGUGGUGACUCGCGAAUCUGUAGACAAACAUAAAAGAACAUGGUGUUCCUGAAGCCAAACAUCCUGCUGCGAGGGAUGUGCACGUACAUGUCAUAUUUUGUUGUUGCACUGGGAGCUUUUGAUGCAAGAUUUAAUAGCAUAAUAAUGGCAAUAACAAUGUGGAUUGACACAUGUAUUAAAUUGAAUGUUAUUUAUCAUUUUGGAAACAUUUGGUCGAAAUAUGAUAUUUUUGUUAGAAAAUGAGACACUUGGUGGUUACAGGAGGUAUUUUUUAGGCAGAAGAACUCUGUUACCUCUGGAUGCCAUGCCUGCUCCAGUUCGUGCCAGCAUGUGCCAGAUAUCGGAAGCCACGCCCCCUGACAGAUUGUACAUUCAAGUGAGCACGAGGGGCGGGGGCACGUGUUCUGCAACGAGUAUCUCUUUUUGGAGGAUGUGCGAGUGACAAAAAGACUUCGUUGUUUUGAUUAGGGUGUAUCAAGGGUGAACGAGUGCAUAUGUGCCAUUUAACGUGUUGUCAUGACACAAGUGUGCUCAUGGGAGAUGUAGUUUGCUUCCGUUGGAGGCUGCUUUUCUGCAGCUUGUAUGAGUCUAAUUUAAAGAUGUUAAUGAUGGCUGCACAUGUUUUAUAUAUAUAUUAAUUUCCAUGUCGAGGAUUUUCUGAUGUACAACCACGCUACAGACAAAGAAGUUUAUUAAACUGUAGCCUAUUAAUCGAGUCAUUUGCAAGCCUUAGCCUUUGAGCCACUUACUUUCAAUCAAUAACAUUGCAUGGUGUAAAUACAGUAUACAAUACAAAUAAAAUGUAUUGACAAAAAAACAAUCAUUAACAACAGAGUACGGUUAUAUUCAAGCAACAUAAAUAAGUCAAAUAAUUUGAAAUUACAAAAUGUUUUCUAUCAAAAAUACUCCAGCUUUGAUUGACACUAAAUGAAUAACGUGUAUUGAUAUUGCUUUGAGUUGAAUCCAGCUCUGUGGCACAAUUGUUGAACUGAGGAAAUAUGUUUCAGCCUCAAUGUCUUUCUAGAAGAGCAACAAUGCAAUACACUGUAAUACACAUUAACAUGGGCAGCACUGCGAACCAAUCGGCUUCUACUAUUGCUCGAGUGCGCGGGGCUUGCAGCUAAUGAAUAUCCAAUGAGUGCGCUCGGUGGGCACAGAGAACAAGGGGCUUGUGUAGUGUUUGUUUUUGCAUCCUUAAAUUGUUUUAUAUUAACAAACAGUCCUGAAAGCAGCACUUAGUGGUGGAUCAUAGCGGAUAUUUUUUUGCGUUUUUCGCAUCCCGCCUGGUGGAACGUCGCCCCCUGUCAGGGAACAAUGUCUGGCAAAGCUGCGGUGACAGUUGUGCUGAAGCCUGGGGGCAACAAGGCUCCAGAGGCUCCGCAGAAAUCAUUCCCUUUUGUUUUAAAGAAGAUCAUGGACAUUCCUCCCCCUAACAUCCUGGAGGAAGGCGAGGACGAAAUAGAGAAGGAGAAGCUGUGCUCCGUUGUGGAUGGAGGCGGGGCAGGAGCAGCCAGUGCUGGAGGAGGAGGAGGAAGAGGAGGAGGAGAAGGAGGAGGAGGAGGAAGAGGAGGAGGAGAAGGAAGCGUUGUUGUUGCAGGUGCUGGUGGAGGUGUUUCAGCCUCCUUAACCCCUGCCAUUUGGGACAAGACCAUUCCCUACGAUGGGGAGACCUUCCACCUGGAGUACAUGGACCUGGACGAGUUCCUCCUGGAGAACGGGAUCCCUGCGACCCUGGAGGAGGAGGAGCUGCAGAAGACUUUAGCCUCCGUGGGAAUCAAAGCCAAAUUCCUCCCCAAGGUUACUCCAACAGCUUCUUCUACUACGACCACGACUCCUGCCGUCGCCCCCGUCCCCGCCUCGGCGUCUUCCCCCUCAGCCUCCGCCACCUCCACUGUCACCUCAGAGCCAGAGGAGCCGGUGACGGUCACUACGCUACUACCGGCAAAGAUAGAAGAAGAAGAAGAAGAAGAAGAAGAGGAAGAAGAGGAAGAAGAAGAAGAAGAAGAGGAGGAAGAGGAGGAGGAGGAGGAGGAGGAGGAGGAAGGGGAAGAGGAAGGACCAGAGGAGGAGACGUUGUGUCAGGAAGUCAAAGUGGAAGUGAAAGAGAAAAAAACAGAGCGCCGCACCCCCUCCCCCGUGGACCCCGAGGCCAUGGAGGUGGACAUUAACUUCCAGCCGGACCCCACGGACCUGGUUCUGUCCAGCGUGCCGGGGGGGGAGCUGUUCAACCCGCGCAAACACAAGUUCUCCGAAGAGGAGCUGAAGCCCCAGCCCAUGAUCAAGAAGGCCAAGAAAGUGUUUGUUCCCAACGAGCAGAAGGAUGACAGAUACUGGUCCAGGAGGAAGAAGAACAACGUGGCGGCGAAGCGUUCCCGUGACGCGCGGCGGCUGAAGGAGAACCAGAUCACGGUGCGCGCCUCCUUCCUGGAGCGGGAGAACGCGGCGCUGCGGCAGCAAGUGUCCGAGCUGCGGAAAGACUGCGGACGAUGCAAGACCGUCCUGACCCGAUACGAGGCCAAAAUUCAACACGGACACCAACCACCAAGGGAAUCUAAAUUUGCAUCUUCGCCGAGCUCCGGUCCAUGUGUCGAGCUCCGGGUGUGUUUUCCCGACGCGAGGUCCGGAGGUUCGGACACACACUGGCAGGCGGCGAGGCUUCGUGAUGGAGCGGGGGCCGCAGGAGGGCCUGUGGAAGAGCGCCUGGCUCCUACACACUCAGAGAGGAAGAUUGAGGACACUCCCGUGGUCAAACACACAGAAAAGUCAGGAAAUCUGAGCAAAGCGGUACAAAUGAAUCACAAAUCAGUUUUUUAGAACUGCACAGCACUUAUUCUUCUUAGUGGACCAAAGCAUGUCAGUUUAGAAGUCCUGUGUUCAGUGUGGUGCACACUUUACGUCCCUCAAGUUUCCUCGUGUUUGUGUCGUGUCUGUACUCCCUUUUAAACACUCCAGCUAAGACGAUAGGAGCAGAUGAUGAAGGAGCAGGAGAAAGAAUCAGGUACUUCCAGAGGGAGGAAGCAGAAAGGAGGAGAACAUGAGUAAUUCACUCACAGUUCUUCCACAUCAACACAAAAUCUCUUUGUGUAUGUAGUCGUGUCCCUGGGCCACAGUGUUUAAAUCUACCGUAUAACACCAUGGGAGACACAUCGAUUUUUUAUUCGGGGGAAAAACAUGCAUGCCCUACAAUUUAAAGCUACUGUGAUGUGGUUUCCUUUUUCUACUGACCUCAGAUCAGCUUCCAGAGACCUCACAGGAUAAGACAGGUUUCCUUUGAAAAGAUGAUUAUAGAAAGAGAGAUGUAUUUCUUGUAGGUUAAAGGCAUAUGUCUGAUGGGCCCUCAGCAGUGGGGGGGUAUGCUCAUGCGUAGGAGAGUUUAUUUUACUGCACACUGCAGGUAGAGGGCGCUAGAGCCUCCGCCUGUCUGGUCUAAUGUAGUGACAGCUGGAUUUUAUUUUUUUAAAGAUUUAACCAAGCCCAAAGUCGACUGCUUCGAAAACAAACUGUUGUAAAUAUGGUUCUUUAUUUACUGAGAUUCUGUCUCUAUAAGCUCGAUAUUAUUCCUAUAUUUGCCAAAUGAGUGCUGUAUUUAUUCUGAUGGUAAUAAUGCAUCUGUUGAUUUUGAUGUAUGUGUCAGAUCAUUUCCUUUGAGGAACAAUACUUCUAUAAUGAAACCAUUGCAGGGAAAUCAAAGGGUAAACUGUGCUUUUGGAUGUUUAAACAGAUUUAUAUAUAGUUUUAUUGGUUUUGUUUUGUUUCUAUAUAUAUAUAUAUAUAUAUAUACAUUCAGCAUGUGUCUGAACACAGAGAAAAGACACUCUUAUUUACCUCAUCCAACACUUCCUAUUUUAAACGAUAUAACGUUUAGCAGGGUUGGAAGCAGAAAGCACAUAAAGCAGCUUAUUUCAUUUGGCAGAACUCCGAGUGGAUGCGUUGGGUUGCUGAAUUUCUAAAUUAUUGAAUAGAUUUCAGACUGUUAUGGGACUCGAUAGCUCAAAUGUCUUUGGCUGAUGCACAUGUCGUGCUCGGUUUGGCUUGUGCUCAUAAUCGCCGUAAUAAUCUUGGAAAGAAAAAAAAAUGUGGCAAUAAUACUCUGUUAUGUAAUGCUCGUUUUAUUUCAGUGAUGUAUGUAAACGUAUUAUGAUGUACUGAAUAGACAUGCCCCAAAGUCAUUUGUGCUUCCAGUUUAGAUCCUCUGUAGUCCAGGAUCCUAAUGCAUGAAACCCAGUGACCUGUCUUUGUUAUUCCGCUGAAUAUUUCACACAAAGUGUACUUAUGUCUGUAAACCAUCACUGAAAACUCCAUAUGUUUUUGGAUGGGUACGUUGAUGGUCUAUUGUACAGUUCUGUCAGAAGUUUGCUAUGAUCUCCUGUGUUUACGACUUGCAUAGCGCCACCUAUCCUCGUGCAGCAGUGCUUGACCUUGGGGCGAACAUCAGCAGGAAACAUCUUUUGAUCACUGUGUGGAUUGUUUUCUAUUAACUAAACAUUGAUCUAUAUCUAGAUACACUGGUCUGCUUUUGAUUUUGUGUGUUCUUGUUUCCUGACGAUUUCGUGACAUUUCUUAGCAACGUGUUUAUGUUGCUUUGACUGAAUUGUAUACAUCAAAGUAGGUGAUGAAUGCAACCGUUUAGUUAUUUUUUUAAUUAAAAUGUUCUACAACAGCAGCCAGGCUGAUGAAAGAGCAGUGCAGUGAUGACGUAUAUUUGUAGGCUGACCCUGAAGUUAGCAUCGCAAGGGCCAAGGGCUCCCUCGACAAAAAUCCAAUGGGAUUUUUUCAUUGGAUUUCAGAAAAUAAGAUCUGUGGUAAUCACAUUUUUAUGAUUAAGACGUUUGGUUUAGCAGGAAAAUCUCCACAUAUUAAUUUAAAAAAAUGUAGGAAUAAAUGCAAUCCCCAGAAGUAAAAAUAAUAAGGAACUUCCCGUCACCACUUGAUGAUGAUUGAUUGAUUGAUUGAAAAGUUUAUUAACAGCUUGUAUAUUGGGUACAGUACAGUACAGCUCAAAACAUACAAUUGUUAAGGGGAUGCAGACCAGAGAAAGACUUUCGUCUUGUUUACAUCAGGGUCCCCCAUUUCCAAUUCAUCAACCACUGCCAAGCUAAAGGCGGCUAAUAUUCGGUGUGAUGUUUAGUAGUCUGAUUUAGUCACUUGUAUGUUAGCAACCGUUGUUUUUAUGACACAUAGAAGCUUCAGACAUUCAGCAGUGAUGUAUUUAGUGACGAAAACAUUUGAAAAUCUCUUUAUCUUGUGUUAACCACAGAUUUUAUUUCAGGUUAAAACACAUUUAUAAAACCAUUGUCUUGGAGAUGAGGGAACCAGAUGUAGUGAAAUGUCCUGGUAUAAGGCCACAUUCCUGCACAACUCUAUCGGUACAGGCAGAGGCGGACUGGGACUAAAAAUCAGCCCGGGACUCUCGACCGGCCCACUUCGGUACCGCUAGUUAUACCGCUAGUAAAUUGACAACGUGGGGUGCUAGUGACUGACUUAUCCGAGCGGCCCACUUCGGUAUCGGCCCAUCCGUCCCCAGUCCGCCACUGGGUACAGGCCAAGAGAUUAUUUUAGAAGACACAAACACGGAUUCUUUAAGUAGCCUACUGGAUACAGUAUGUAGCAACGUUUCUUCAUGCUAGUAAUUCUCAAUUCUGCACAUUUUAAUUUAGCUGGCGAUAAAACCAAUAGGUAAUGAAGAAAGCAGCAGCAGUUAAGAUCAGCAGCUCGGUCGCCUCCUACAGACAAAAACAGUAGGCUACUGGCGUCUUUACCUGAGCACUAAUUUAGGAACAAAGUUUUACAACAGCGUUCUUUUCCUUAAAAGGAGCCAUUUACUUUGUGUCUGUUGGAGGUUUGAAAUAUAAACUCUAUUAUCGCCAGUUAGUUAAAAAAAAUAACACAUUUGUUUCACAGCAACAUCGCCCAGAGCAUGCUUAAAAUCAGCAUUUCAAUAUUAGGAAUUAGAGAAUAAAAGUGUUUACUGACAUCUAUAUUUGCUGUGUAACAAGUGUCUCAUACAAAAAGCUUAUAAUAAUUGCAGCUGUAAUACUUUACCUGCAGGUAGCACAGGUGUACAGGCCUUGGCACUAAUGAGCUGUUUUCUAGCCUAAAACGGUUGCUGCAUCAUAAUAAUGACUGUUUGCUAUUCAAAGUAGCUUUAAAACACCUGGAAGAAUAUUUAAAAGUCCAUUUAUUUCUAAGCUGUUGUGAUUUGGUUUAUUUCCCCCCUUUUUUAUAUAAACAUGAUUUUUGUUACGUGUUUUUGUAUUGUCCUAACCAUGAAGGAUGCAGUACUAUGUCCUAACUGUAUCUUGUAUCAUGCAAUUGAAAAUAAAUGAAGAUUUCAUGA
Messenger RNA from Gymnodraco acuticeps, 6755 nucleotides. RefSeq names its product TEF transcription factor, PAR bZIP family member b (gene tefb). Gene Ontology annotation, molecular function: DNA-binding transcription factor activity, RNA polymerase II-specific; RNA polymerase II cis-regulatory region sequence-specific DNA binding. The record is from RefSeq and is a predicted model, not a curated record. Gene Ontology annotation, cellular component: nucleus. Lineage: Eukaryota; Metazoa; Chordata; Actinopteri; Perciformes; Bathydraconidae. The transcript is spliced from 5 exons. The coding region runs from base 1733 to 3232 and encodes 499 amino acids. Gene Ontology annotation, biological process: regulation of transcription by RNA polymerase II.